Necator americanus (New World hookworm) is the source of this 264-nucleotide messenger RNA. RefSeq lists its product as uncharacterized. The coding region runs from base 1 to 264 and encodes 87 amino acids. NCBI's taxonomy places the organism in Eukaryota, Metazoa, Nematoda, Chromadorea, Rhabditida, Ancylostomatidae. The record is from RefSeq and is a predicted model, not a curated record. The transcript has a single exon.
AUGGUAACUCGAAACGUUGGCAUGUUGUCAGAACGCUCGUGCGAUCCAGCACCCGCACUAGGACGGAUCAAAACUGCAGUCCAAACGCCAGAUCUGAACGACCAUGUCCGAGCAAUGAAGGAUGGCUGUAAAUGUCAUGGUGGUUUUGGUUAUGGAAGUCGGGACUGGGCGCAUUCUGGAGAUCGCCGAUUCGAACAGCCUGGUCAUUGCAGACUCAGAAAUCCCAAGGUGACAAUUCCACCUUGCCCCCUUCUACAACUGUAG